Molecule: messenger RNA, 2028 nt
Organism: Priapulus caudatus
Lineage: Eukaryota; Metazoa; Priapulida; Priapulimorpha; Priapulimorphida; Priapulidae
Exons: 2
Coding region: 16-348 (110 amino acids)
Source: RefSeq, a predicted model, not a curated record
AUUAAGGGGUAGACCAUGACAAAGUUGUCAUUAUCUACCCCUGGUCAUAUGCAUGUGCGACAGCGCAGAUCUGAUGGAUGUCUGUUUCUCUCCCUACAGCUGUUCCUGGCGGGCCUCGUCGGUCUCUACUACUGUCUCGUCGAGUUCUAUGUCUGGAAGGGCAACACAAGAGCGUUCGUCGUCAAGUGUGUCUGCGUCGGCCUGUCGUCUGCGUGCGUGUUCCUCUGUGCUGUCGCCUGCAUCUUCCCGGCGGCGCACGCCAUCGAUGUCUUCCACUACAGUACGUGCAACGCGACACCGCACGCCCCAGUGGCGCCACCUGCGGCUGCCUCAUGGGCGACGACGUGACGACGAAACUGUUGUGUCGAUACGGCAGGCGCAUGCGACGUCGUCGUCGGUCGUCUGCGCUGGUACCUGCUGGCGAUGGCCGUCGCGCUAGCCGUCGGCUCGCUCGUGUCGCUCUGGCUCAUGUUGCUUAUCUGGCGAUCGCGCUACGGCCCGCUUCCACUCGGCCUGAAGUUCUAUUCGUACAGCGCGCACCAACGACGACCGCCGCAUCCGUGGGCGCAGCACCCGAGUAGUACGAACCCACCGCACGGCUCCCCCUACUGCCAGACGACGGAACCGAUACCAGACGAACCGCUGCAGUGCGCGAGGGAGACGACGAAUGGGGAGGCGGAGAAGAAGCCGGACGAGAGAAAGAAGCUGAACAACGGGAAGGAGGAGGAAGAGUUGCAGCUCGUCGAGAACAAACAGGAAAGCUGAUGAGGUGUCGCUACCUGGGCGCGAUACGGCAACGCGAGCACCGCCCUUGAUUUUCGAGAGUUGAUAUAAUGUGCGGCGCUAUAGCGUCUGGUUGGCUAUACGUUCCUCGCCGAAAUUCAUGUGUUAUUCAUGUGUGAGGGGGGCGAGGGGAUAGCGAGUUAGGAUGCAGCAGCAGCUUCGUUUUUACGGCUAGCGAAGUGAGAUGCUAACGGGAAGAUGCUGAGGAGUUCUCAAAGGGAUGAAGCCAAGUUAGCACUAGGUGAUAGCGUAGGCCUUAGUUGACCUGCAAUUCACUACCAUCGGUCGGCAACAUUUGUAAAUAUAUCGCGCAGCCAUAUGAGCACGCCAUGUCUCUCACUUUGUUUUAGUUAUAUAGCGAAUAUUAUAAUUGAUUUCAAAUGAAAAUUAUGAAAACGUCACAGAGUCAUCAUCGACGGGUGAUUUGUGUUACCAUUAAAACGGGAAUCUAAUGAAAAGCGAUGCUAUUAGCGAGGACGGCGCCACACAAUGCGUAAUUUUCUUUGUCACGAUAAGUGCUUUUCGUCGACGUUUUGCAUGCAUGAGCGUAUUAAGUGUAGUUUUCCCACAUGAACACAGGUGACUGUACUGAACGCUGGUUUUUAGUUGUAGCACCAUGACAAUAUCACAAUAGUUCGGUCUCAACGUGUGAGGCAAUGCGAUAGGUAUUUUUCCAUUUAGUUUAAUCGCCACAAUUUCCUUAACGAUAUAAAUUUCUAUAAAACGGUAAAAAAGGUCCGAAAAUGAAAAGCAUCCUAUUUUUUUGAAAAAUUCGUAAAAUGACCAGAAAUGAAAGUUUUCUACACUGUAACACACUAGAUGGUAGUGGUUAACGAUUAAUGAACCUGCAGAUAUCGGAAAGCAAAUAUUUCCUACUAUGUCAAAUCUUCCAGAGUUCCUAAUGCGUUACUAAAAGCAGCAUUGGUCGUCGGUCACAUUUAUGUAGGUUUAUUAAUAUAUAAUGCUAUCAAUAAAACAAUAAAUCAACAGGUCUUCGCAAAUGAAAUCAGUGCUCCCAUCUACUGGGAACAUUAAUAGGCGCGAUUUUUAGCUUUAAUUUUGGUAUUAGUUGGUAACCAACUAUAUUGCUGAUGAAAAUGGGGUUACCAGCAAUAGCAGUCGUAACGUGUAGUUUAUUUUUAUUAUGUGGUCUAAUUUUGUCUGCAGUCUAGCUGAGCGCUGUAAUGUACAGCCGCGAUUUUGUGUAGGAAUCAUGUCAAUCAAUAAAAGGCAAUUCAAAAAUUA